AUGGAUGAAACUGGGUUAAACUUCAAACUUUUACCUCGAAAAACAUUGGCUACGGCGAAAGAAAAGUCUGCUCCUGGCUUUAAAGUAAGCAAGGAAAGAAUCACAGUGGCUCUUUGUUCCAAUGCUUCAGGCUCCCACAAACUACCUCUGUUUGUCAUCGGUAAGUCAGCAAAACCCAGGGCAUUUAAAAACUUGGACAUGUCAAAGCUACCAGUGUACUACCGGUCACAGAAAUCGGCUUGGAUGGAUUCUCAUUUAUUCAAAGAGUGGUUUAUUUGUGAGUUCGUGCCUAAAGUAAAAAGUCAUUUGUUGAGUUUGAAACUUCCUGUAAGCGCACUUCUUCUUCUCGACAAUGCGCCUACCCACCCGGAUGAACUGACAUGUGAGGGUGAGACUGGAAUAAAACUGUAUUUUCUGCCCCCCAAUGUGACAAGUCUCCAACAGCCAAUGGAUCAGGGUGUCAUUGAAUGUGUUAAAAGGAAAUACCGGAGAAAGCUCCUUUCAGAAGUUCUAUUCAAGCUAGAAAACGAUGAACAAACAGACCUAAUCCAAGUGUUAAAAACAAUCAACGUGAAGGACGUCAUUUUGAUGGUGGCUAAGGCCUAUGAUGAAGUAACAGCCUUGACAAUAACAAAGUCAUGGAGAAAAGUCUGGCCAGACAUUGAAAAAGCCUUUGAAAAGGACGGAAAUAAUCUUGGUGUACCCGACCUUGAACAUGAAACAGAGGAAACGGUAGAAAUCCUAAGUGACUUAAUGCGACUGCCUCACACUGAAGACAUUGUGGAACAAGAUGUUUUGGAGUGGUUGACCGCUGAAAAGGAGCUCGAUAAUGAAGUUUUGAAUGAUAAAGAAAUAGCUCAGUCGGUUUUACAGCGUCAAGAUACCCAAGACGUAGAAGAAGAAGACGAUGUUGACGGUGAGGUAGACGACGAGGGUCAAAUGAGUCACGCAGAGGGGGUGGCAGCCCUGCAACUGGCUACAACCUAUAUUGAGCAACAGACGACUUCUACAACAGUCGACGUCAUGUUUUUGAGGAAGUGGCAUGAAUAUGCAAGGAAGAAAGCUAUUGAAGAAAAAGUGCAACGAAAAAUUACUGAUUUCUUUUAA
Homalodisca vitripennis (glassy-winged sharpshooter) is the source of this 1107-nucleotide messenger RNA. RefSeq names its product jerky protein homolog-like. Gene Ontology annotation, molecular function: DNA binding. Gene Ontology annotation, cellular component: nucleus. The coding region runs from base 1 to 1107 and encodes 368 amino acids. The transcript has a single exon. Lineage: Eukaryota; Metazoa; Arthropoda; Insecta; Hemiptera; Cicadellidae. The record is from RefSeq and is a predicted model, not a curated record.